Molecule: messenger RNA, 1862 nt
Organism: Cuscuta campestris
Lineage: Eukaryota; Viridiplantae; Streptophyta; Magnoliopsida; Solanales; Convolvulaceae
Source: the annotation of a GenBank genome assembly
CGGAAACCGGUGACAGGCAUCAACUCGCUAUUCUCCGAACCACCAACUCACCGAGUCCACUCGCUCCGGNCUCUCUUCUCCUCCUCCUCCGGUCUCAUCCCGGCGAGUGUGGUGAGGUAGAGCGAAACGCGCCGCCGCUGUUUCUCAUCUCGGUCUCCGGAUCUGUCCCCUUGCCGGAAUCUUAAAAAUGGCUUCCCAGCAGAAGAAUGUCGGGAUUCUCGGUGUUGAGAUUUACUUCCCUCCCGCCUGCGUCCAGCAGGAAGCAUUAGAGGCUCAUGAUGGAGCAAGCAAAGGUAAAUACACAAUUGGUCUUGGCCAAGAUUGCAUGGCUUUCUGUAGUGAGGUGGAAGAUGUCAUAUCCAUGAGUUUGACCGCGGUUAGCUCACUUCUCGAGAAGUACGAAGUUGAUCCAAAGAAAAUUGGUAGACUAGAAGUUGGAAGUGAGACCGUUAUUGACAAAAGCAAGUCAAUCAAAACUUUCCUGAUGCAAAUUUUUGAGGAAUUUGGAAACACUGACAUUGAAGGUGUAGACUCAACUAAUGCAUGCUAUGGAGGAACAGCUGCGUUAUUUAAUUGUGUGAAUUGGGUUGAAAGCAGUUCAUGGGAUGGACGUUAUGGCCUGGUGGUAUGCACUGAUAGUGCGGUCUAUGCUGAUGGGCCUGCUCGGCCAACUGGAGGAGCAGCAGCCAUUGCUAUGCUAAUAGGACCGGAUGCUCCUAUUGUGUUUGAGAGCAAGUUGCGUGCUAGUCAUAUGGCUCAUGCUUAUGAUUUUUACAAGCCUAUCCUUGACAGUGAAUAUCCGGUUGUUGAUGGUAAGCUUUCACAAACAUGUUAUCUCAUGGCCCUUGAUUCGUGCUACAAGAGCUUUUGCCAUAAACAUGAAAAGACAGAGGGCAAGCCGUUUUCUGUGGCUGAUGCUAGCUACUUUGUCUUCCACUCUCCUUACAACAAGCUUGUACAGAAGAGUUUUGCUAGACUGAUAUUCAAUGAUGUUGUGAGGAAUGCCAGCUACAUUGAUGAGGCUUCAAAGGAAAAACUGGCGCCGUUUGCAUCCUUAACAAGCGAUGAGAGUUACUCAAGUCGUGAUCUUGAAAAGGCAUCACAACAAGUUGCCAAACCAUUCUAUGAUGAAAAGGUGCAGCCAACAACAUUGGUACCCAAACAAGUUGGCAACAUGUACACUGCAUCUCUCUACGCUGCGUUCAUCUCCCUUCUCCACAACAAGCACACCACCCUGCCGGGACAACGGGUGAUAAUGUUCUCAUACGGGAGUGGAUUGACUGCCACAAUGUUUUCACUCCGCCUGAGGGAGGGGCAACAUCCAUUCAGCUUGUCCAACAUUGCAACUGUCUUGAAUGUUGAUGGGAAGUUGAAGACAAGGCACGAGACGAAUCCAGAAGAGUUCAUCGAAGUACUGAAAGUAAUGGAGCACAGGUACGGGGGGAAGGACUUCGUGACUAACAAGGACUGCAGCAACCUAGCUCCAGGAACCUACUAUCUCACCCACGUUGAUUCCAAGUACCGACGAUUCUACGCCCAAAAACCAAAGGACUCGACCGUUGCCAACGGUCUUCACUGAUUCCUUCCUACGCCCGCCCAAAAAAAAUGAAACGAUUCAACGGUAUUAGUCGUGUGUCUGUCUGUGCCAGUUCAGUUUGUUGGGAUGGAUUUUCUGGUUUCAAAGGUUCAUUAUAGUUUGUGUAGUUUCUUUCACUAUGUAAUAAUUUUUCUUUUAUUGAAAUGCAAUUUGUCGAGAUGCCACACAUUUGAAGACCACUAGAACUGUGUUGUUUAUCAUGUAUGAUUCUAUGCUGUGAUGUGCAUUUUAUGGCUCAAACCAAUAAUAAUAUUUUGCCAAAGUC